Messenger RNA from Prosopis cineraria, 1634 nucleotides. Its product is annotated as protein TUNICAMYCIN INDUCED 1. Bases 116 to 1411 code for a protein of 431 amino acids. The record is from RefSeq and is a predicted model, not a curated record. The transcript has 3 exons. Lineage: Eukaryota; Viridiplantae; Streptophyta; Magnoliopsida; Fabales; Fabaceae.
UUGGAGAGCUUGAGAGGGAUUUUGUUUUCCCCUGCGAUUUCGAGUGUCUUCUUCUCGUUGGUUCCAUUCCAUCUCUCCCCAUUCUUUGUUGAUACUUCUGUGCUUUUGCCACGAGAUGGGAUCGCUUCGCUUUCGGAUCAUCGCAUUCGCUCUGCUUCUUCUUCUUUCUUCCUUCUCCUCAGCUUUGCCUUCCACCUCCGAUGCCGUCAACCCGCCGUACCCCAAGGCGAUAUCUGAUUUGAAAGAAGCGAUUGUGAAAGGGUUAGGGUUUCCAUCGGAGGAUUUGAAGAUAAGCGGAUUUGACCCGAGAGAUGCCCAAGUGGGGCAUUCUGUGGCGUACGAGUUCGACCUGGAGAUUGAUCAGAAGGUUAUUCCGUUCAAGCUUUUAGAGGACGUGAACCGGUGGGAUUACGUUGAUCUCCCGAUUUUCCGGGUUGAGGAACCGAUUCAACCCGGCGAAGAAAAGGGGCUGGUUGAGAAGAGGAGUUCGGGUGAUAGGUUGCCAGUUUUGGCUCCGUUUCAGUUGGCUGGACCCAUGGAACUCUGGAUCCAGGACGCCAAGGAUAUGAGGAUUUCCCUCCCUCAUGACGUUGAUGCUGGUGUGCUCAAGAAAGUGAUAAUAGCAGAUGGUGCUGUUGUCACUGUUAAAGGUGCUAGAUCAGUUAGCCUUCGCAAACCACUUGAUAUCCCCCUCCCUUUGAACCAAACACACAAUGGAUUCGCCGCUGGUCUUAUGGCCUUGGCGGAGCAGCUCCGCCAUGCUUCCCGCACCCACGUACAGGGUGAUCCUCUUCUCUCUCUCCGCAUUGUUGGUCCAACAUCACUUUCAUCCCCAUCCUCUUCACCCUCUUCACAUAACCGGCUCAAGCUCAAGCGCCUUGCACCAGGUCUGGUGGAACUAUCUUCCCCAGUAAACACAAAGGCCAUUGAAACACUAUCUCCCAUUGAUAUCCUAAAUGAUGCGCCGACUCUCUUGGCUCCAACUCAGUUUACCACAAUGUGGCCUGUUGCUUCCAUCAAUGGAUCAAACCCUAACUUGUUGGGUUUUGAGGCUCUCUUGUCUUCUGUGUUGGGUCCUAAGGCAAACAAGAAAGGCUCCUUCAAGUUGUUGAAGGCAGAUGUUUCUGCUCAGACAUUUGUGAAGAUAGGGUUUCAGGCAGAGAAAAGGCUUAAGGAAGGAGAUGAAGAUGUGUUUAAGGAUUUCCCAGAAUGGAGGACUAAGCCAGAGACAGUGAGGAUGCAUUUUGAGGUGCUGGCAAAGGUUGAUGGUGAUAGAGUGAUACCAGAGAGAGUAACGCCUGUGAACCCUGUAAUUGUGGAAGACACUGUGGCACCAAGUGUGCUGACUGGAAAUGUGACCAUGUCUAAGGUGCCAAUAAUUGACGCUCCUUCCAACCCCUUCACCUUGUGAGAUGAAGGAGGAGGAGCUUGAUUUUGAUGGAGUUAACGAAUGGAAUUGUAAAAAUAUAGGAGGUUUUAAUUUUUAACUUGAUUAUAUUCUUUUCGUUAAGAAGUUGAUUAUAUACCUAAUCAUCAUGAAACCUGUAAAUAUGUAUCUUUGCUGAGAUGCGAUGUUUUAAGAGACCAUCAUAAAGAAUUUUACAUGCAAGAGUUGCACUUCGUUUGACUUGUGA